CCGGGAGCCCCCAGCAUCACCAAGAGCACCCAAGCUUAUCUCCACUCGGAGACUCACAGGCGAAGCAGAGUCCCAUUCGCGAGCAUGAAAGCUUCGCCAUUUCCAUUCCCAAUCUUCGCUCCGUCCUCAAAAUCCCUCCAAUUUCCUCUCCAAUUGCGUCUCCCGAAACCCUAUCCUCACACCAACACAACUUGCAAUGCAGCCUCAACCAUUCCUCCUCCGCCUCCAGAUUUCAAUUACAAAAACGAAAUUCUUGAAACGUCAAUCGCCGCAAUAGCCGAAACCCACCCGGAAUUACUCGAUUUGGCGGGAGAUGGAACCCUGGUCCUGAUCAAGAAGAGCCAGUACGGUCCGGUGCCGCACUGGCGAAGUCAGUUCGCGGAGCCGGAGGCUAUUUGGAUAAUUGGGGCUACACAUGUUUCCAGAGAUUCGGCUUCACAUGUUCGGAGGGUUAUACGCUCUGUCCGCCCUGACAAUGUCGUCGUCGAGCUUUGCCGAAGCAGAGCUGGGAUCAUGUAUGCACCUGAGAAUGGCAACCCCAACGAGAAGCUAAGAUCCAGUAUGUUCUCUCUGACCGGAACUGGUUUUUUCGGCGCUGUUGGCCGGAGCAUCAACUUGGGUGGUCAAACUGCAUUGGCGCUCCGGUUGCUCUUGGCAACUUUCUCCUCUAAGCUCUCUUCUGAUAUGAACCGUCCCUUCGGCGACGAGUUUCGUGCUGCUCGAAAAGCAUCUGAAGAAAUCGGUGCUCAGUUGGUUUUGGGCGAUCGCCCUAUAGAGAUAACUCUGGAACGGGCGUGGAGUUCGCUGACAUGGACAGAAAAGCUAAGCUUAGUCUCCUCUGUUCUUGGAGGAAUCACAUCACCGGCUGACCUCUCCACGACAGCUUUGGAACAAAAAUCUAAUGGUGGAGACGGCAGCCUUCAGCUGUACGAGCUCUUGAGCAUUUCGUAUCCAUCGUUGCUGUCUCCUCUCUUACAUGAACGUGAUACAUUUAUGGCGUGGUCACUGAAAAGGAGCAAGGCCGUGAAUGGUGGCAGGAAUGUCGUGGGGGUUAUCGGGAAGGGCCAUAUGAAUGGAGUCGUGUAUUCGCUGGUUUCGGAUCAAGGGAACCUCCGGUUCAAAGACCUGGCCGGAAAGAAGACCGGCGGCGGCUGGCUUGCAUCAUUCGGUAAAGGGUUGGUAAGAGACACGGUGGUCGGAGUUGUGCUGUGGUUGCUCUAUCAGUAUUUCCAUUCCUAUUCAGGCUAAACCCGGUCUAUUCGACCGGGUUCACUUUGUCCGGCCUAGUUCGUGUUAGGCUUUUCCGGGCCGGUCUUGUUGAACCCAGCCAGGAAAGAUACUUGGGUUGGGCCAGUCUUGAUCAGGCCCAAAUUGGUCACUCUAAAUAAGUAGUACAAUUCAAAUCGUAUUUAAUUUCAGUUUUAAUAAUAUCUCCUUUUACAGAAA
Molecule: messenger RNA, 1446 nt
Organism: Andrographis paniculata
Lineage: Eukaryota; Viridiplantae; Streptophyta; Magnoliopsida; Lamiales; Acanthaceae
Exons: 5
Coding region: 85-1248 (387 amino acids)
Source: RefSeq, a predicted model, not a curated record